UUAACCAGAGAGCAGAAUGAACUCUGACAGGCAGACAUGUGGAGGCUGCUGCUGGCUCUGGUGUUUGGGACAUGGGCGACCUCGGCCUUGGUCAGGGUCCCUCUGAAGCUGGAGCGUUCGAUUCGUACCCAGCUGCGAGCCAACAGUGCGUUGGAGGGGUUCCUGAAGGAUUAUCACCAUGACAUGUUUAACCGGCGCUACACUCAGUGCUUCCCGGACGGCACACCAUCUCUGAGGCUUGGACGCUCCAGAGAGAGGCUCUACAACUUCAUGGAUGCUCAGUAUUUUGGUGUGAUCAGUUUGGGGACUCCGGAGCAGAACUUCUCUGUGGUUUUUGACACCGGUUCGGCCGACCUCUGGGUGCCUUCGAUGUACUGCAUAAGCCCGGCCUGUGUGUUGCACAAGCAUUUCAGGGCUUUUGAGUCAACAUCUUUUCGACUUGACGGUCGGAUGUUUGGGAUUCACUACGGAUCAGGACACCUGAUGGGAAUCAUGUCCAGAGAUACACUGAAGAUUGCAGGUCUGACCAUUAAGAACCAGGAGUUUGGGGAGUCGAUCUAUGAGCCCGGAGAUACAUUUCUGAUGGCGAGGUUCGACGGUGUUCUGGGAAUGGCCUACCCGUCUCUUUCAGAGAACCUUGACAAGCCUGUUUUUGACAACAUGAUGGCCCAGAAGAUGGUGGACGAGCCAGUGUUCUCCCUCUACCUCAGCAGGAAAACAAAUAAUGGCAGCCUAGAGGGUGAACUGUUGCUAGGCGGAAUAGAUGAAUCCUUGUAUGAAGGACCAAUCAACUGGCUCCCUGUGACUGUGAAGUCAUACUGGCAGAUUAAAAUGGACAGUGUGGCGGUGCAGGGAGUGAAUACAUUUUGUCUUCAUGGUUGCCAGGCAAUUGUCGACACAGGAACUUCUCUUAUCACUGGGCCGACCAGUGACAUCCUCACCCUCCAGCAGCUGAUUGGAGCCACACCCACAAGCACUGGAGAGUUUCUCAUCGACUGUGCCAGGUUGUCCAGUUUGCCUCAGGUGACAUUUGUACUGGGAGGAAGAGAGUACUCGCUGACUGCUGAGCACUACAUUAGGAAGGAGGUGCUCGGAGACAGGGAGUUCUGUUUUAGUGGUUUCCAGGCCGUGGGCAUUGCUUCCACUGAGGCCCCUCUGUGGAUUCUGGGAGACGUAUUUCUGAGACAGUACUACAGCAUCUUUGACAGAGGACAGGACCGCGUUGGCUUUGCACUUGUGAGGCACACAACUGAACAGUAAUCCACUGGUUCACAAUAGCAGACAAUUGUGUGAGCAAUAAAC
Monopterus albus (swamp eel) is the source of this 1302-nucleotide messenger RNA. It is a transcript of the gene nots, whose product is annotated as nothepsin. The record is from RefSeq and is a predicted model, not a curated record. The transcript has 9 exons. Gene Ontology annotation, molecular function: aspartic-type endopeptidase activity. The coding region runs from base 37 to 1260 and encodes 407 amino acids. NCBI's taxonomy places the organism in Eukaryota, Metazoa, Chordata, Actinopteri, Synbranchiformes, Synbranchidae. Gene Ontology annotation, biological process: proteolysis.